GGGAGAGGAGAGGGGGUGGCUUAGAAGCCUGGUGCCGUCAGCUGGGAAAUGAUCUAAGGCAGUAGAGAGCUGCUGCUGGUGACUAAGCACCGGACAGUCCAACCUUGGGCUGACAGCUGAGCGAGAGACGAGCCCGUGUUAGGAGGAGGGGAGCUGCAAUCAAGACAGAGGACCCCCCCUCCCCACUUCGGUAAAAGAGGUGUCUUGUGUCCGCUGAGCCACCGCACGAUGCCAAAAUCAGGAGGCGACUCGAAACCGGAGGAUGUAUCGACUGCUAUACUUCAGCAGAAACAUCGGCCAAACAGACUCAUUGUGGACGAGGCCAUUAAUGAUGAUAGCAGCAUUGUUUCUCUGUCCCAGGUUAAGAUGGAUGAGCUGCAGCUUUUCCGAGGGGACACUGUGUUGCUGAAGGGGAAGAAACGGCGUGAGACAGUCUGCAUUGUUCUGUCGGAUGAGACCUGCGCUGAGGAGCGAAUCCGCAUCAGCAGAGUGACCCGGAAUAACCUGCGGGUUCGUUUGGGUGACGUUGUCAGUAUACAAGCCUGUCCUGAUGUGAAAUACGGAAAGCGAAUUCACGUGUUACCCAUUGACGACACCAUCGAAGGGCUGACUGGGAACCUGUUUGAAGUUUACCUGAAACCCUAUUUCCUGGAAGCUUAUAGACCUGUGCACAAAGGAGAUAUCUUCCUGAUCCGAGGCGGUAUGCGGGCUGUUGAAUUUAAAGUUGUGGAGACUGACCCAACUCCCCACUGCAUUGUGGCCCCCGAUACCAUCCUUCACUGCGAGGGAGAGCCAAUCAAACGAGAGGACGAGGAGGAGAAUCUGAAUGAUGUCGGGUACGAUGACAUCGGGGGGUGCCGCAAGCAGUUGGCACAGAUCAAGGAGAUGGUGGAGCUCCCGCUACGUCACCCAGCCCUUUUCAAAGCCAUCGGAGUGAAGCCUCCUCGUGGGAUCUUGCUGUACGGGCCUCCGGGGACUGGGAAAACGCUGGUGGCCCGGGCUGUGGCCAAUGAAACUGGAGCAUUCUUCUUCCUCAUCAACGGGCCUGAAAUCAUGAGCAAACUAGCCGGCGAGUCGGAGAGUAAUCUGAGGAAGGCCUUUGAGGAAGCUGAGAAGAAUGCCCCAGCGAUAAUCUUCAUCGAUGAGCUGGAUGCAAUCGCUCCAAAGAGAGAGAAGACUCACGGGGAGGUCGAGCGCCGUAUUGUCUCCCAGCUGCUGACCCUGAUGGAUGGACUGAAGCAGCGUUCUCAUGUCAUCGUCAUCGCUGCAACCAACAGGCCCAACAGCAUUGACCCUGCCCUUCGCAGAUUUGGUCGGUUUGAUCGGGAGAUUGAUAUUGGAAUCCCAGAUUCCAUCGGGAGACUGGAGAUCCUGCAAAUCCACACGAAAAACAUGAAGCUGUCUGAUGAUGUGGAUCUCGAGAGGAUUGCCCAUGAUACCCAUGGCCAUGUUGGCGCUGACCUGGCUGCGCUGUGCUCGGAGGCUGCGCUGCAGGCCAUUCGGAAGAAGAUGAGCAUCAUCGACCUGGAGGAUGACACCAUCGAUGCUGACGUCCUUAACUCCAUGGCUGUCACCAUGGACGACUUCCAGUGGGCACUGGGCCAGAGUAACCCCUCCGCUCUCCGUGAGACAGUGGUAGAGGUCCCGACUGUGACCUGGGAGGACAUCGGGGGUCUGGACGAGGUGAAACGGGAGCUACAGGAGCUGGUGCAGUACCCAGUGGAAUACCCGGACAAGUUCCUGAAGUUCGGAAUGACCCCGUCGCGCGGCGUUCUGUUCUACGGGCCCCCCGGGUGUGGCAAGACCCUGUUAGCCAAGGCAAUAGCCUGCGAGUGCCAGGCAAACUUUGUCUCCAUCAAAGGUCCUGAGUUGCUCACCAUGUGGUUCGGUGAGUCGGAGGCUAACGUCAGGGAUGUGUUUGACAAGGCGCGGCAGGCUGCUCCGUGUAUUCUGUUCUUCGAUGAGCUGGACUCCAUCGCCAAGUCCCGAGGAGGAAGUGCCGGUGAUGGUGGGGGAGCAUCAGACAGGGUGAUCAACCAGAUCCUCACCGAGAUGGACGGCAUGUCAGACAAGAAGAACGUCUUCAUCGUGGGGGCCACCAACAGGCCCGACAUCAUUGACCCAGCCAUUCUGAGACCAGGCCGCUUGGACCAACUGAUUUAUAUCCCCCUGCCUGACGAGAAAUCCAGGGCGGCCAUUUUGAAGGCCAACCUGAGGAAAUCGCCCAUCGCCAAGAACGUGGACUUGGCGUAUCUGGCCAAAAUAACGCACGGCUUCUCGGGGGCCGACCUGACGGAGAUCUGCCAGAGGGCCUGCAAGCUUGCCAUCAGAGAGGCCAUCGAGGCGGAGAUUAAACGGGAACAGGAGCACCAAACCAACCCGGACGUAGCCAUGGAAGAUGACUACGAUCCUGUCCCCGAGAUUCGCCGUGACCACUUUGAGGAGGCCAUGAGGUUCGGUCGCCGCUCAGUCAGUGACAACGACAUCAGGAAAUAUGAGAUGUUUGCGCAGACACUGCAACAGAGCCGAGGAUUCGGGAACUUCAGGUUUCCGUCCAGCAAUCCGAGUGGCGGCCAGGGGAGCGGUGACGGAGGGAGUGGAGGGAACUUGUAUCGCGAAGAGGGGGAUGACGAUCUCUACAACUGAGCAGCGGGGUUCAGAGGUCAAAGACUUACGGGGUCACGGUCUUGGGGAAGGCAGCCUUUUGCACACCACCAAGGGAAGACCUGUUAGCUUUCACCCUCGCUGGAAAGUGGCACGCUAUUUGUGGAUUCUGCAUUCACUCCCGCUUUUUUUUUUGAACUCUGACCCCACGUUCCCAAGGCUCGGUUUUGGCAGGCAUGACCCGGUACCCUCUACAGGUACACCAGGAGUAAACACGCCUGUCCAUUGCCAUGGUUACUGUGUGGGCAUUGGGUGCAUGCUUGUGUGGGUUUGUGUAUAUAUAAAGGUACGUGUGUGAGUGCGAGUUCAGCCCUGGACACGAUGACUGCCAUCCAUUCAGAUGCGGGCAAGUAGCUCAGUGUUUCACAGUGUGACUAAACCGAACCAAAGGCCUGGUCCCUGGAGACAGAAAAAGACCUUUCCUGCUUUAUUAGGUAUGAGUCAGAGAGUUAUACACAGAAACAGACCCUUCGAUCCAACGAGUCCACGCCGAACACAAUUCCAAACCUUGUUUUACAGAGUAUGGUAUUCUCGAAAGAAUUUCAAUGGUCAAUAUUGAGGGAAACGUUGUGUGUCUAAUCCCAACAUCUCAUCCAGCUUGAUUUCUGACCAUUUUAGAAUUCAUUUUGGUGGCCAGCCGUGUAUUACAAACUGAAAUAUAUCGUGUGAGACAAGGAAUAGGUUUGGGGUCUGAUAAAAAGGGGUCUCACUCACCAACCUCGCAGAUCUUUUGGGUAAAGAUCAGGCAUAAUCUUUCUGACCUACAUUUUGCUGUCUCCAAUCCCAACUCCAAACCAUUCAGAUUGAAAAUUCUCAUCCUUGUGUUCACAGCCGUUCAUCCCCUUGAGAAGAUCAAUGUCUGUGACUUCCCUCUGCCCUACAAUUGACCCUCUUGCGUUGUGUCACCUUGACAGCCCCCACUGGGCUUGGGAUGUGCUCCUCAGUAGGCCCCAGGCCUCAGUGUCAGUUAGACAUGUCAGCUGGGAGUGUGGCUCACUCUCCAACUCAGAGUGCCCCAGAUUCUUUAGCAAGUUGAGCUUACAGUCCAGGCUGUAGCUGUGAUGGGGACAAGUGUAGGAUCCACGCAACAAAAAUAAGGGUUUAACUUGAACUUUCUCUGGACAUGUUCUUAUUUCAUAUUUCAAAGAGAUGUUGCAAUGAGGCCAUUUGAUUGGGUAAGGGAAUACGUUGAUGAUGAACUGUGCCUUCCUGCUGGAGAUCAUACUGUGGAAGUGGACGUGUAACCGCCAUCUCCAGGCCUGGGUUUAUCACCGUGACUCCAAUCCACCUGGACAAAUAUAUCUCUUUCUGUCCCUCUGUGUUCAUGUCUGUGUGUGUCUGUGUCUCUCUCUCUGUCUGACUGUCUGUCUGUUUCUGUCCCUGUCUCACUCUCCCCUUCUCUUUGGCAUUGUGUAUCUGUCCCUCCCUCUCUCCCAGCCUUCCUUUCCCUCUCUGUCUCUCUCCUCUCUUUCCAUUUCUGCUCCUCUCAGUCAGUGUCACUCUCUCCCCCAUGUACUCUCUCUCUCUGAUGAAAGUUGUCCAAGUAGAGAUUGUUGGUCGAAAGAGUCAGAAUUGUGAUGUCUGACAGUGUGUGGUGCCUGUUUUACCAGAUUGAGAUGGACCUUCCCAUUCUGUCAUCAUCAGACACUUAUAAAAAUCUAGAAGUCACUUCUUGCUCUAACGUGUCAGAGAAAAGGAAAACCUUAUCUGCUGUGAAUUUAAAAUGGACAAUAAAAGGUGCUGAACUUUAA
Messenger RNA from Hemiscyllium ocellatum (epaulette shark), 4415 nucleotides. RefSeq names its product transitional endoplasmic reticulum ATPase-like. The transcript is spliced from 18 exons. The coding region runs from base 229 to 2646 and encodes 805 amino acids. Gene Ontology annotation, cellular component: VCP-NPL4-UFD1 AAA ATPase complex; nucleus; cytosol. Gene Ontology annotation, biological process: mitotic spindle disassembly; retrograde protein transport, ER to cytosol; autophagosome maturation. The record is from RefSeq and is a predicted model, not a curated record. Gene Ontology annotation, molecular function: ATP binding; polyubiquitin modification-dependent protein binding; ATP hydrolysis activity. Lineage: Eukaryota; Metazoa; Chordata; Chondrichthyes; Orectolobiformes; Hemiscylliidae.